GCCGCCGGCGGCCAUAUUGUCUGUGGGCGCGGGCGCUUCCCCCUUCACCCGGAAGCGGAAAUAGGAUACGAUUUCCCCCCCCCAUUUCCGGCUGUGGCGAGGCCAGUCGGGGAUCUUUUCUUCGGGGAGGCAGCGGCCGUGACAAAGGGGCGAUGGACAGCGAGUUCUCGGACGCGGAGGCGGGCCCGGGGGGGGAGGAGAACGCUCCCGUUUACUGCGUGUGCCGCAAACCUGACAUCAACUGCUUCAUGAUUGGGUGUGAUAACUGCAAUGAGUGGUUCCACGGCGACUGCAUCAACAUCACCGAAAAGAUGGCCAAGGCAAUCCGGGAGUGGUACUGUCUGCAGUGCCGGGAGAAGGACCCCACCUUGGAAAUCCGUUACCGGCACAAAAAAUGGCGGGAGAAAGAGCGAGAGCACGAGAGCGUCAAGGCCCAGGAGCUGGCGCUGGAGCAAGGACGGGCCGCCAAGAUCAAGCGAUCGGCACGCAUGUGCGGGGAGUGCGAGGCGUGCCGGCGCCCCGAGGACUGCGGGCAGUGUGAUUUUUGCCGUGACAUGAAGAAAUUCGGGGGCCCCAACAAGAUCCGCCAGAAGUGCCGCUUGCGGCAGUGCCAGCUGCGUGCCCGAGAGUCCUACAAAUACUUCCCCACCUCGCUGGCACGGGGGCGCGAGGGGGAACUGGAGCUGCUGAAGGAGCAGCUGGGGGCGGCGGGGCCCCCCGAGAGCCUCUCGGACGAGGAGCUGCCGCUCGACCCCCGGCUCUACCAGGAGCUCUGCGCCGGCGCCUUCGACGAGCACGGCCUGCCGUGGCUCAGCGACCCCGAGGACGCCCCCUUCCUUGACCCCGUCCUGCGCAAACGCGCCGUCAAGGUCAAACACGUCAAGCGGCGGGAGAAGAAAUCGGACAAAAAGAAAGAGGAGCGGUACAAGCGGCACCGGCAGAAGCCGCGGCACCGGGAACGCAGCCGGCACCCGGAGCGCCCUGACGCCCGCGAUCCCGCCGGAUUGGGCCAAUGCCUGGGCCCCGGCUGCACCCGCCCCGCCCGGCCCCCCUCCAAGUACUGCAGCGAGGCCUGCGGUGUCAAGCUGGCCGCCAACCGGAUCUACGAGAUCCUUCCGCAGCGGAUCCAGCAGUGGCAGCAGAGCCCCUGUGUGGCAGAGGAACACGGGAAGCGGCUGCUGGAGCGGAUCCGACGGGAGCAACACCAGGCCCGGCUACGGCUGCAGGAGAUGGAACGGCGCUUCCACGAGCUCGAGGGGCUGAUCGCCCGUGCCAAGGGUCACCCACCCCGCGAGGAUGAGGAGAGCACCGAGGGUGACAGCGAGGACACGGACCUGCAGAUCUUCUGUGUCUCCUGCGGCCACCCCAUCAACCCCAAGGUGGCCCUGCGUCACAUGGAGCGCUGCUACGCCAAGUAUGAGAGCCAGACCUCCUUCGGGUCCAUGUACCCCACCCGCAUCGAGGGCGCAAGUGCCACCGUCACUACUGCUGGGAGAAACUGCGCCGUGCCGAGGUGGACCUGGAGCGUGUCCGCGUGGUGGGUGCUGCACCCCCCUGAUGACCCUGGUGGUGUCCCCGUGUCCCGACAGUGUCCCCAUGUCCCCGGUGAUGUCCCUGAUGGUGUCCCCCGUGUCCCUGACAGCAUCCCCAUGUCCCCCAGUGAUGUCCCUGAUGGUGUCCCCCGUGUCCUUGACAGUGUCCCCAUGCCCCCAGUGAUGCUCCCACAGGUGUCCCCCAUGUCCCCAGUG
This is a messenger RNA of Harpia harpyja (harpy eagle), 1748 nucleotides long. RefSeq names its product CXXC-type zinc finger protein 1-like. Gene Ontology annotation, biological process: positive regulation of DNA-templated transcription. Gene Ontology annotation, molecular function: DNA binding; zinc ion binding. Lineage: Eukaryota; Metazoa; Chordata; Aves; Accipitriformes; Accipitridae. The record is from RefSeq and is a predicted model, not a curated record. Gene Ontology annotation, cellular component: Set1C/COMPASS complex.